Alternaria hordeiaustralica is the source of this 405-nucleotide messenger RNA. RefSeq lists its product as uncharacterized. The record is from RefSeq and is a predicted model, not a curated record. NCBI's taxonomy places the organism in Eukaryota, Fungi, Ascomycota, Dothideomycetes, Pleosporales, Pleosporaceae. The transcript is spliced from 2 exons. Bases 1 to 405 code for a protein of 134 amino acids.
AUGAAUGUCGUCCUUUUCCACAUGGCCCCCAAACCCGUCUUUGUAUCAGGCGAGCGCAAAGCUAUCGACACCCUUGAUCAGAUCCAUGACGAGCAUGCGGCUGCGGACUUCGUCUUCAACCUGAUGUUCGCAACCAAAGCGUUAUACGAGAACGAGUCAAUAUUCGAGUCCGACAUUGAUGAGAAGAUAAACGAAGCCUUAUCGCUCAGCGCUAAGAACAACAAUUACAAGCAUGGAUUGCUCAUAAAGGCAGCUCAUUGGGCUGGUGUCUCUGCAGUCGCGAAAGAGAUGGUCGAAAUGCACUACAAAACUGAAGGCAAAGCUGAGUUGGUCGAAUUAGCAAAGUCCUCGGAUUGGCUGGCGAAGAUGGCGAAGGCAGUGGGACUGAGAAAGUGGGAUCGCUAG